AUGAGCGACUGCGCUUCCCAGGGCUCCGCAAAAUCACUAUUGGCUUUGGAGGCCCCCUCUGGGCCCUCUCUGCCCCAAUUAGCCGCCGAAUUCACCAGGCAAGCUCUGAAGCUGUCACACGAACCGCCAUCGAGCGAUGCUCCCCAUCCGGACCUUGCUGUCGAGGCUCGUUUCGUCACUCCCCAUGAUCCCGUUAUCAUAACUUCUGCUGGACAUCGCCUCCCUAGUGUUCCUGCCAGGGAGGCUCACAAACUCAAUGUUCUCAGGGAAGAAGUUGAACAUGCUCCCCACGCCGCUCAGGAUCGUCACGCCAGUCAUCUCGGCGGUAACGAUGCUCGAUAUCUAGUUGAAGAAAACUCUACUUCAUCGACGAAACCCAAUGGCCAACCCUCUCCAAAGCGUCAUAAUGCGCCCUUACGUCGACAGCUCCCCCCUUCCCACACCAAUCCUCUCUUCCCCCCACUGCCGCUAUACGGUCCUUCCUCGCCACUCAGAGACGUGCAGUAUGCUAUCUUUCGUCUCUCGUCGUUCGUCCUCAGCCUCGCCUUUCUUUCUGUUAUUGUUCUCGGCGCUCUUUUUACCAGCAUUCCUCCCUUUGCUCAGAAGGUGUAUCGACUCCUCACGUUUCGUAACAUUGAAGAAACCCGUCCGUUCUUAGAAGAAGAAACGAAACGAAAGAAAAUAAGAAAGAGCAUGGAGCGCGCAUGGGAACGCGGCGAGUUACGCGAGAAUCCGGAUCGAGACUGUGAGAGAUUGACCGAAGAGUACCGCCCUACCGAGGGCGGCCCGGAUCCAGUGGUGUGCGACCCGGCUUACUAUGCUCGUCGAGUUGGACUGGAUCUGGAGGAGUUUCAGGUGGAAACUGAAGACGGCUUCAUCAUCGACCUGUGGCAUGUCUAUGACCCUAAGGAGUACACGAGGCUAGAAGACGAAGACCGUCAGAACAUGGGCCCGAUGAUAUUUCCCAAAGCAUCGCGGAACAGACCCAGUGACGCCAAAGGAAAGCCCAAGUUCCCCGUCCUGCUGAUACCUGGUUUGCUGCAGAGUGCCGGUGCCUAUCUCUCAAACGACGACGACUCUCUGGCUUUCUACCUCUGCAAAUCUGGUUAUGAUGUAUGGCUGGGGAACAAUCGGGGUGGUUUCAAGCCCAAACACCGUGUCCUGGAGGAAUCCGACCCGAGGAUGUGGUGCUGGAACAUUCGGCAGAUGGGGGUUUUCGACCUUCCCGCAUUAACGUCGCGGGUUCUGUACGAGACGGGCUUCGAAAAGAUUGGCUUGAUAUGCCAUUCGCAAGGCACCACCGAGGCCUUCGUUGCGUUGGCCAAGGAGCAGCGUCCGGAGUUGGGGGAGAGGUUGACCGUCUUCUGUGCUCUUGCCCCCGCUGCCUACGCGGGGCCUCUGAUCGGCAAGAUGUACUUCAAAUUCAUGCGUAUCAUCACGCCGGGCAUGUUCCGGCUCAUGUUCGGCUUGCGGGCCUUCAUCGGCUUCAUGAUGACCAUGCAUUCCCACCUGCCGCCGCGCCUCUACGGCUGGCUGGGGUACAAGGUCUUUUCGUUCCUCUUCGACUGGUCCGACAAGCGCUGGGACCGUGGCCUGCGCGAUCGCCUCUUCCGGUUCGCACCCGUCUACGUCAGCGCCGAGUCGAUGCGAUGGUGGCUGGGCCGGGAGUGUUUCGCCCGGCAUAAGUGCAUCCUCGCGACCAAGGAGGCCGUGCGCGCCGAGGAGAAGGAAGACCAUGUCGGAGGAGGCGACGGCAGGCAUAGCCUCGGCGCGAACGAGGCCAACGACGACGGGCAGGCUAUGGAGCAAUCUGCGAACCAGCAACCCAGGAAGCCCCGCGGGUCGACGGCGUGGUAUAACGACCAGGCUCCCCCCUUUGCGUUGUGGGUCGCUGGCAGCGACGACUUGGUUGACGGGCGCAAGCUGCUGCGCCGGCUCGAACGGGGACGCGAGCCGCACGUUAAUGUUGUGCAUAGCAAGGUCAUCCCGGAAUAUGAGCACCUGGAUGUCAUCUGGGCGAUGGAUGCGCCGGACAAGGUCUUCAGGGAAAUCAAAGAAGUGCUCUGGAAAACUUGUCAUGCGAGGGACAUGUGCCGAGUGCCUAGGGGAUGCGAGGACGUCCAGCCAUGGAGUCCAGACUCGAGGUCGAAGCCGGACGAGGAUCUAGAGGAGGAGUUGAGUAGCAGUGAAAACAGCUAA
Sodiomyces alkalinus F11 is the source of this 2199-nucleotide messenger RNA. Its product is annotated as sterol esterase. Bases 1 to 2199 code for a protein of 732 amino acids. The record is from RefSeq and is a predicted model, not a curated record. Lineage: Eukaryota; Fungi; Ascomycota; Sordariomycetes; Glomerellales; Plectosphaerellaceae. The transcript has 3 exons. Gene Ontology annotation, biological process: lipid metabolic process.